AUGAAUAACCCUUCCCCCUCAUCCACCAUGGGUUCCGAGGACGAAAUUUCCACUUUUCGUAUCGUGAAAAGUGAUGGGAUGGCAUUCUCUGAUAAGCGCAUAGCGGUCAACAGAGCAAUGCCAAGUUCCGAAGAUAACUGGCUACGUAAACUUGGAGAGAUGUUAGGCGCACAAUUCUACCCUAAGUCAACCUACAAAUUCGUCUUGGAGUCGUUCCCCGAGAACUACACUCUUCGACAGAAAUUCCGAGACGAUCUCGGGACCAAAAGCCGUAGCAAGGCCACACUCAAGACCUACAGAUCCCCAACUGAAUUCUUUGACCACUUGUUGUGGUUGGUAACUGAUGGCGAAGACCGAACCAAUUGCUAUUGCAAACAUUGCAAGUCACACAACGGUUCUCAAACAAAGACACCGACUGCAAAGGCUCAGGUUCCGGCUAAAUCUGGCCCUGCCGCGAAACUGACGGGACCACUCGGUGGUAAUUCUCCAGCACAAUCCGCUACAACGUCUACCGCGUCCAGUCCGGCGCCCAGUGGCCCCUCGGGGACCUCGGUGGCCUCGGGCUCGUCGGGAACGUCGGCCCAGAGAGUCGCUUCUGCCGCAUUGACAACACAAGCAGCGACAAGUUCUGCCCCAGUGGUGAUUCAACAUGACGAGCCUCCGCUAUUUAGGGAGGGAGAAGUCGUGUGGUACAUCCUACACCCUUCCUUCCGCUUGGGGCUUGUCAUACAAAACCUGCCUAGCAAUCCAGCUACCUCAACUCCUGCUAUGCAUAAAAUAAAGCCUUUGUCGCACUCACUAAGAGCCCUUGGAGAUGUUAUACAGCCUGAGGCUGAUAUGAGACCAUUCCUGGCAUUCAGUGUGCCCGCUCCUCAUCCAAUCCUCGACAAGUUCGUCAAUCAUCCUAUAGAAGCGAUCCCGUGGGAUGCACUGGAAGCCCAGGUCAGCAAGAUAGACGGAGGACUAAGCGUUGAAGCCUCCAAGGUAGGCGCAAGUCGUGUCGACCACUCGUAUUCUCUGUUCAACCCCCUCAUGGACGCUACGCUCCAACCUAACCAACAGAGUUUCGGUGGUGUAUUCUUCGGCUGCGAAAAGAUCUGUACAUUCGAGGCCAUCCGAGUACGACUCGAGCAGGCUGAGCAUCCGGAGUGGGAUAACCCCGAACUUCCUUUCGCUAUGGUAGUUAGGAAAAUCAUCCUGGAGGGAACAGAUAAAGAAGAGCUCUUCUUCCACGGCGACCUCUGGCUCCUGCAGGAAACCGAUUCGCCUGCCCACGGCGAUACACUGAAAUAUGUCACCCCGGCCAUGGUCCGCGAGAAAAUGUUUCGAGACAGAGUGAAGCACACAUCGAACACACAUUUUGAGUGGGUCCUGAUCCAAAAUCCCAUCAAGAAGUCCGAAGCGCACGUCCGAGGACGAUUCCACGAGUCCGAGAAGCUAGGUCCGUUGCUCGACACAAACUGGGCCGCAACGGUACAGCAAGGGCACUUCAUGCCCGCUCAUCACAAGUCUCUGAACAACCGCGGCGACUCUAAGAGCUUUAACGUCGGUCGAAAGGAGUCGCGUUCAGAUGCAUUUGCCGGUAUCUUCCCGCCGGGCACAGUCCUGUCUUUUGGACCUGACGUCGUGGAGCGGCCCGGAAACUCCUACCAUCCUCAUUAA
Messenger RNA from Daldinia childiae, 1662 nucleotides. RefSeq lists its product as uncharacterized. The transcript is spliced from 3 exons. Gene Ontology annotation, biological process: silent mating-type cassette heterochromatin formation. Bases 1 to 1662 code for a protein of 553 amino acids. Lineage: Eukaryota; Fungi; Ascomycota; Sordariomycetes; Xylariales; Hypoxylaceae. Gene Ontology annotation, cellular component: rDNA heterochromatin; SHREC complex. The record is from RefSeq and is a predicted model, not a curated record.